Molecule: messenger RNA, 7835 nt
Organism: Cyprinodon variegatus (sheepshead minnow)
Lineage: Eukaryota; Metazoa; Chordata; Actinopteri; Cyprinodontiformes; Cyprinodontidae
Gene: xirp1
Product: xin actin binding repeat containing 1
Exons: 7
Coding region: 16-7602 (2528 amino acids)
Biological process (GO): actin filament organization; actin cytoskeleton organization
Cellular component (GO): stress fiber; focal adhesion
Molecular function (GO): actin filament binding
Source: RefSeq, a predicted model, not a curated record
GGUAGAAUCACUGCUAUGGAGACUCUUGGCCUAAGGAAGACUCAGUCCUUGAGGAAUCUCUCUGGGGCUCAGGAAAGAUCUUGGAUCAUGUCAUCGACAGCUAACUGGAACAGGAAGUCUGUCUCUCAGCUGGUGCAGCAGUACCAAAGCUGUGCGGACCUAAGGAGUUCAGAAAAAUCAGAGCAAGGAUUUGAGGAUUCAGAAACCUGUGCGGACAGCCGUUGGAAGAGGCUGGACAGCAGGGAGACUGGGAGCCUCUGGAGUAAUAUGUCCAGGAGUCGCUCCAUGGACUUCCUCCCUCAGAGAGAGACUACUGGGACCAGAGCUCUGCGGGCCCUGUUUGAGUCCAAAGCCACCCUGCAGCAGGACUACCACAGCAGUCCUCGACUGAACUGCCUGCCCUCUGCCAGUGGGAAAACAGUGAGAGACGGUCCUCUGCAGGACUGGAGAAGUUACAACACCCUGCAGAAGGAAACUUCGGUUCUGAGAACAACCCAGGUGGACGGACGAAAGGCCACAAAUGGCCUCCCAGAGAGUCACAACACAAGAUCCAGACAUACACAGGAUAACAAAUAUAAUUCAACACUAAGCAAAGGAGGUACUUCAGUAGGACAAACCAGAGACAGGAUAUCUACGUCAUCGUCGUUUAAAGACAGACUAGCUCUAUAUCUGUCAAGAACAGCGACCAUCGACUCAGUGGAAGUCUCCAAACAGCCAGAGUUUAGAGGAACUCUACGAGCAAAGUCAAAAAGCAAGAUGGAUGACGCAGAAAGGAAAAUCACUGUUUCACAACCAUUCAGUGAUGAAUACGACUUACCUCCUCCCCCGCCUCCUCCUGUACAACCUAGACCCUUUGAGUAUGAAGGACCAAUGUCUCUAAGUAGCCUCCCUGUGCCUCCACCUAAAGAAACAUUCUCCACGUUCUACCAGCAACGGAAUAAAAGUGAGCUAAAGAGGCUCUUUAAACACAUUCACCCUGACCUGCGAGCAAGUCUCGAUGAUGCUGUUGAUGAUGAGAUACUGAAAGCAGUGCAGUCAGAGUCCACUGAGGCAGCAGACGCAGCUUAUCAGGGAGAAGUUCAGUCUAUGAGAUGGAUCUUUGAAAACUGGACUCUUGACAAUAUUGGAGAUCCUCAUGAAACAAAAAAACUGUUGGAUAUGGAGGAGCUAAAAGGUGGAGAUGUUAGAAGCACCUCUACAAUGUUUGAGCCCAUUGACAGCAAGCAGCACAUACCAGCACAAAGACAGAUGUCUGUCAGAGGGGAUGUGAGAACAUCAACAUGGUUGUUUGAAACCCAGCCAUUAGAUUCCAUUAGUAGAGCCAAAAGUGGAGAAGCCGAACUGGUAGAGGCACUCCUAAAAGAACCAAUACAGCCUGGUGAUGUAAGAGGGACCAGGUUACUCUUUGAGUCCAAACCACUGAGUGACUUAGGCCGAUGCAAUUCUAUCGAAGAUUGUAGCGUCCUGAAACUGAAAUCGGAGCUUCAAGAGCAGAAAGGAGAUGUCAGAAAAACUGUAAAACUAUUCGAGACAGAACCCUGCUGUGCCAUCAGAGACAAGAAUGGUAGUAUCCAUGAGAUUAAAUCUAUCUGCAGGGAGGAAAUCAACAGUGGCAAACUCAGUACUGCCCGCUGGCUUUUUGAAACCAAGCCAUUGGACAUGAUAAAUAAAGGAAGUGAUGAAGUGAAAAUAAUCCGGGGUAUAUCUCUGGAGGAGGGGCAUAGAGGGGGUGUUGACCAGAAAAGGUGGAUUUUUGAAACUCAGUCAAUCGACGCAAUAAAAGAAGAUGCAGGAGUAAACACAUUUGAAGGAAUAUUCACCGACAGCUCAGGGGGGUCUGAUGUUGUCAAUAAAGACAGACUGGAGCAAGAAAGAAUAAUUGGAGGAGAUGUCAAAUCUUCCAUGUGGCUGUUUGAAACUCAGCCCAUGGAGGCAAUAAGUGAUACCUAUGAAGUAGGACGUCUGAAGAAAAUCACUCUUUCAGCUGAAGAACAAGGGGAAGUAAAAGGAAAAAGACUAAUGUUUGAAAAUGGCAGCUUUCAGAAGACAAACUCCUUUAGAGAACAAGAGAUUGAAAAGGGCGAUGUAAAGGGAUUCAAACAACUUUUUGAGACAAUCCCCUUAAGUAGAAUUACCCAGUUUGAUGGGGACAUAGCUGAGAGGCAGAAAACAGUUCUAGGUAACAAGGCAGAGAUGGAAACCAACCCCCUAUAUGCAAUCAAGGACAGCUCUGGAAACCUUCAUGCGGUCACAACAGUCAGCCGAGAGGAAUUCAUCAAGGGGAAAGUCAAAAACUACAAGUGGAUGUUUGAGACCAAGCCUUUAGAUCAGCUGACAGAUGGAAAAGAUGUUGAGGUUAUCAAAGGCAUCACAAGACAGGAGGACACCACAGGUGAUGUAAAGACAGCAAAAUGGCUUUUUGAAACUCAGACCAUUGAUGGAAUUCAUUAUAAGUUUAAUCAAACAGAACAAAGCUCUUCAGCUGAAAAUGAACCUUGCAAAGGGGAUGUCAAGAGUUGUAAAUGGUUAUUUGAGACACAACCAAUGGAUAUGCUGUACAGUAAAACGGAAACAUCCAAGGAUAAAGACUCCAUUGAGGCUGAUGUCAAGUCUAUGACUUGGCUUUUUGAGUCGCAACCCUUGGACAGCAUAAGAGAUGGUGAACCAUACAGUUUGAGGUUGUGCAGCACCAAAAAGGACUCUAUCAAACCAGAGGUUGCUGUUCAAACAGUGAAACAUUUGUUUGAAACAGAGACUUUGGAUGGAAUGAGAAAAUACUCAGAUGCAGAACCCAACUUGAGGUGCAUCAGCCAGGUCAACUUUCAAUCGGGAGAUGUGUCACGUGUCAAAGAACUUUUUGAGUCCCAAUCACUUGAUGAAAUAGGGUCUGAAAUUAUGCCAACAUCUGACGGGAAAAAUCAAGGUGAAGACAUUGAAAAAGGUGCGGUGCAUAAAGUAACAUGGAUGUUUGAGAACUGUCCCAUGAGCCAGAUUAAUAAAGAUCAAGAUGAAGAUGGACUUAGCCUGGAAAGAGUUGGAGUUCUUGAGACUGGUGAUGUACAAAACAAAAGUUUUGUCUUUGAAACCUCCUCAUUGGACAAAAUCCAAAAGGAACCACUCCAGGAGAAGUCAGUGUCUGUGGAAAAUCAAAUGGGCAAUGUUGAUGUGAAGUCUAGCACCAUGAUGUUUGAAUCCCUGCCACUUUAUGCCAUCAGAGACAAAGAAGGCCAGUUUCAUGAGGUGACCACUGUCAAAAAAGAAGAGGUAAUGAGUGGUGAUGUGAGAGGGGCAAGGUGGAUGUUUGAGACAAAACCACUCGAUGCCAUCAAGGCAGAAAAUGAAGUUUAUGUGAUUCGAGCUGUGACACAAGAAGAUGUUAAGAAAGGGGAUGUGAAAUCAGCCAGAUGGAAGUUUGAGACACAACCUCUGGAUUCCCUCACUGAUCGAGACAAACCUUCUGUUUGUGUUAGUGAUGACUUUGAAAGCAGCAGUGUCCAGGAAAACAGAAAGAUAUUUGAAUCUGACCAAUCAAGCAAGAGGCUUUUUAGAAUGGUUAGUGUCACCGAUGUGCAGCGUGGGGAUGUCAGGACCUCCACCUGGCUCUUUGAGAAUCAGACCCUCGACAGUCUGAAAGGGGAAACUGAAGAGCAGAGUCCAGCUAAAACUGUCUACAGACAAGACAGUCAGAAGGGAGACGUGAAGCGCUGCACUUGGCUGUUUGAAUCUCAACCACUGGACAAGAUCAAGGAGUCUGAAGACACUUCGGAGCAAGCUAUUGAAGAGAUACCCAAAGCUGAUGUGAAGUGUACCACAUGGCUGUUUGAGACCACACCACUGGACAAAAUCACGGCAAAAAGUGUUGCCGAGACCCUUUCCUACUUGCAUGAAAUGAAAUGUGUGCACUCCAGUGGCAUAAUAAUAGAAGCAAACGAAAUAAGUCAUGUUAAUAUGGCAAAAUAUCUCCUUGAAUGCAGCAAAGCUGUGGAGAUUCAGAAAGAGGACAUUGUCCCUGGCAACAUUAGAAACAUCAUGUUGCAACUCCUGCUCAAACCAACAAUCAUGCCACAAGUUACUCUUCUGAGAGAAGUUGAAAAAGGCCAAAUUAACACCACAAUAUUGGAGCUUCCAGUUUUGAUGUCAACAGUGACUGCCAACAUUGAGAGUGAUCAAAGAAUACAGAACAUUGCUAAGAGAAUAGAUGACUUCCUCAUUCAAGAUACAAAUUUCAAAAAAGGAAUCAUAAUGCAAGAGGCUGGAGAGGAAAAAGGAGAAAUGUCAGUCUAUUCACUUAUCUGCAGCAAUGACAUGAAAACUGAGGGUAAUGCAAUGGAAAGGGGUGAUGUUAAGACUACAAUUGGAAAUCUUUUAGCAACUGCCAAUAGUCAGAGAGCCACAACAUUGUGUAGAGUGGAUGAAAAUGAGAAGGGAAAUGUGAAUUUGUACAAAAGCUGCAUCGAAAAGGGAGAUCUCCAGUUUUUGAAGAGUCUUCAUACUGAUGAACCUGAAUGUGAAGUUGUUCCUGGACUUACAAUGAAGGAGCAAGUUGAAGCAGUACAGGGGAGUGUGCGUGAAGCAAAGAAAAGCCUCUGUCAACAAAAAGAACAGGUUGAAAGAACCGUUUGUGAUGUGUUACCAGGAGAUGUAAAAAACACCAAAAAAGUUUUCUCGUCUGAGUCCUUUUUCAGUGUUGAUAACUGUAUUCCUAAAGAAGAAAUAAUCCCAGGAGAUGUUUCUUCAGCAAAGCAACAACUGGCUGCAAAGCAAACUGUGAUCCUGGAUAAAGAGGAAGUUGUACCUGGAGACAUUAAGGCAACAAUGGAGUCAUUAGAGCGUGCAAAACAGCAAAGCAUGUGUGUGGAAAAGGAGGUCAUUAAACCCGGAACCAUCUACGAAAUGGAUUUAUCAGCUCAUGGUCCUGUCGAUGAAGGUAGCCAGCUACAGAAGGAAGUUAUCGUAUCUGGAGAUGUGAGGGCAGCAAAAAAGUCCCUUGAAAUGGCCAAACAGCAAAGCAUGCAGGCUGAGCGUGAGGUCAUUGUUCCUGGAAAAAUAUACAAUCUAGGAGUUUCAGCACAAGAGGAAUGCUCUUCAACUGUUACACAGUCUACAUGUUCGUCCUCAUCCAGAUACCAGCAAAUCAAGGCUAAUCCAAAGGUCAGUAAUGCAGAGAAGGCACAGAAAAGCAACAUUUCCUUUGAGAAUUGUCAACAAAGUGCAGUUCUAGAAAGCAAUUGUGCCCAACAAUCAAUGCCAUACAUAUGUUGUAAUUCUAUUGGCCAGACAGCUGAAGAUGAAGUAGCAGAAGUAAUUAAAGGAGAUGUGAAGGCAGCCAUUAGGUCUCUGCACAGUGCAGCAAUAGAGCCAAGGUUUUUAGAUAAGGAAAAUGUUGUUAGAGGAAAUGUGCAGUUGGCUUUGGAAUCUCUUGGGAGGUCUAGUGUAAAUGUAUCAAAGGGAGACUAUAAAGCUGCAAUGAUAUACAGGGAUUCAGGCAGGACAUGCUCGGAGAAGAGCAAGACUUUUCACAAUCAGUGUGUUAUGGUGCCUUUACCUCCAUCUGACCCAACAUUAUCUCCUUCAAUUUCAGUAACCUGUGAAGGAAAGCCAAGGAACCCUACACAGAUUUCAGCUAACAACCUCAUAGCAAAUGGAAAUCCUUUAUCACCCAGCUUGGAAAGAGCAACUUCAUCUUCACUCUUAGAAAAGAACAAGAAGCUGAACAAGCAGAAGCCAGCUUUACCCCCAAAACCACAGUGGAUUAAAUCGAUCAACAUAGAAGCAGCAAACACCUCGCCAACUCCUGGUCCCAAAGUCAUCUGUCCUGUUGGAGGAAACAUGAAAGUACAGGUUACUCCUAAACAAAACCAGCAUAUUCAUACACACCCCUUAGAUACACCAGAUGGGAAAGGGGAUGAUGAAAUAUUACAAAAUGAUGUUGAUGAAGUACCUCAAGAUUCAUAUCUAUCAAAUGAAGGCAUCCCAAUCGACUCAAACAUUCAGAAAGAUAAAAAGUUUAAAACACCUCCAAUAGAGAGUAAAUCAGGAGUUAAUCUGAGAAUGUCUAACAGUGGUAAAAUACAAACAGAAAGAAAUGUAAUCCACAAAAUAAAUGCGCCUGAGGAGAUCAAUGUGGGCAUUAAGAAUCAUACAGAGGUCGGGAAACAGGACAUGAACAUGAGCUUGAAGGCUGAUCUACAGAAUUCUGACAAAAAGAAUAAAGAAGUUUUGGACGGGAAAGAAUUGUCAUCAAGUAGGAUAAAAGUGAUUUACGAUAAUGGUUGUAACAACAAACAAACAGGGAGAAACUUGCCUCAGUACCAUGAACAUAAGCCUAACCUGCCCAGUUACCAAUCAAAGACUGAGGUGGAAACUUCCAAAAGUCAUAUGUCAGGUAAAGCAAACCAUUCACAGCCAAAUGACCAGAAACAAAACCAACAGCGCAUGUCGGAUAAGGUUGUCUUACGAGAAAAGAAAGUGAGGGAAACAGAGGAGGAAAGAUGGCAUAGACUUUCAGUGCACAAGGAUGAGAUCAUGAAAGAAAAUGUGGAGACAGCCAUGGAAAUCUUUGACAAUCUAAGGAAACGAGAAGAACUCAAGGGAAUCCUUUCUCAAGUGCAGGAGAUAGAAGGAGAGCCCUGCAGUGUAGAUGCAAGCUCCCUUAAGUCUUUGUACAACAAUGUCCCUGUUUGGAUGGUUACACCAAGAAAUGCCAAUAAAGUAAGAAAAGAGGAAAAGAAAGUUGCAGAAUUACAGGAUGAUGAUCUUGAAAGCAUUUCUUCAGUUGAAAGUGCAUUUGAAGAUCUAGAGAAAGCUAGCAAGGACAUAAUGAAGCUGAAGGAACAGACAUUAGCCAGACUUGUUGACAUUGAAGAAACAAUCAAAAAGGCUCUGUAUUCUGUUUCUAACCUGAAAUCUGAAGCAGACAUUGCAGGUUUGUCGGGACUUUUUGACGAAUCUUUGAAAUCUGAGCAAAACUUUCAACCAGUCAAUAGCAUUAGGAAAAUAAGUAUAGGGUCAAGCAAGACCAAACCCUGUUCUAGCAAAGACUUACCAGAAGAGCUCAAAAAUGCAAGCAGAAAACCAUUUAUCAGACAGCCCUCCUCUCAGUCUUCACCAUCAUUCAUCUCGAUACACUCUGCAAGGAAGCCUUCUGAGCAACAAAAACCACCAAUGUCAACAUUUAAACCAGACACAAAGGGCACUUCAUAUGGCUGCCAUGAUUCAAAGGAAGAUGUGAAUUCCUCUGUUUCUGAAUCCCCAAAAAAUGGACCCACCCCAGAACGCAAAGUCAGUGUGCUUGAGGUGAAGACUCUACCAGAGCAAAAACCUGGAAUAAUUGGUACCAAGACUGUCAGUGAAACAUACGAGGAGAGUGACAGCUAUGGCAAUGUGUUUGUUUCUUCCAUGACUUCGACCGUUGUCACAAAUCACCCUGACAGUAAAACAUCUCCUCUAUUUGAAGUAGUGGGAAGCCCUCCUAGGUACGAAGUCAUGACCCCCCCUUUAUUGCAGAGAUCUGGGCUUCGGUUUGAAAAUACAGCCUCAAGAAACACCAAAGAGGAUGGAACAGCAUUUUUAACAUUCAGGCAACCAACACAAAAUAAGUAAUUGAAUGACUUAAUUUGACAAGAUUCCUGCAAACAAAGGGAGACUUUUAUUCCAUAAGUGUGUUUAUCUUUUAUGUCCAUGAAGGAGUUUUAACAAGUUUACUAUAACAAAAUGUUAAGUAUUUUAUUGUUGUUUCUUUUUUACUGUAACCAGCUGAUAAAAUACCUAUUAUGUUUGUCUAUUAAAUAAUAACCUUGUGACUUCUGAUGUGUAAAUCAUCAAAUAAAUUAAAG